This is a messenger RNA of Drosophila guanche, 2097 nucleotides long. RefSeq lists its product as uncharacterized. Gene Ontology annotation, molecular function: DNA-binding transcription factor activity, RNA polymerase II-specific; RNA polymerase II cis-regulatory region sequence-specific DNA binding. Gene Ontology annotation, cellular component: nucleus. Gene Ontology annotation, biological process: regulation of transcription by RNA polymerase II. The transcript has 5 exons. Lineage: Eukaryota; Metazoa; Arthropoda; Insecta; Diptera; Drosophilidae. The record is from RefSeq and is a predicted model, not a curated record. The coding region runs from base 128 to 1996 and encodes 622 amino acids.
UAAGACUUCGAUAACAAAUAAUGAAUUAAUAUUUUCCAAAAAGAGAAUUUUACCACAUUGUUAUCAUAUUUUUGAUUGUGGUUUGUGGUUGUAUCGGGACUGGGUAAGCUCUAUAUUUCAGGCCACAAUGGAUGACAAAGAUAAAGCUCAGCAUAAUAUGAUAUCCAAUUUGCCUCUCCUGUUUGCAAAUGGGUACCCAACGUCGCUUGAAAAAAUAACCGAAUCGCAAUUGGAAAGUUUUAUUCCAUUUAUGGUACAAUGCUCUUUGGGACACAUAAACUUACCAAAAAAAAUUGAUUGCAGUGAGCCAGAAUGGUGGCCGGAAAACGCACCAUUUGGAAUUCCGUUAAAAAAACCAAACGAUUUUGUUGGGAGCUGGAUGGAAAAAAUGAAAGAAAUUGUAGUUAUUUGCUAUCAAUUUCACAAAAGCCUAUUUCUAUUACGGUUCUGUAAUGAUUUAGCUGCGUAUGAACAUGCAAGCUUACGGUUUAUAAACAAUUAUAAUUCAACAACAUCGCUAUAUGAUAGGAGAAACAACAAAUUGUUGGUAACAUUUAGGAAUGAAAACAUGUCAUAUGACAGACAGCAAAAAAAUAGAAAAUGUCUGUUACUUCAAAAAAAUAUGAAUACAUCAAUUGAUAAUUUACAACAUAUGAUGGUUGAACCACCACCUUUUGAUAUAUAUCUUUGCGACAAUUGUGAUGCCGAACUAUAUUCUAAACAAGCUAUAUUGGAACACGAAAAUGUUUGCUGCAUGGAGGAUGAUGUAAUAGUUUGCGACUCCCCGGAGCCUGAAAUAAAACAUGAAGGCAAAAAUGAAAACAACGAAUUGCGAAAUGCGUUUCUUUUGAAUUUUAAUCUUCAACCAAAAUGUUCGGAAUCUCGUUUUUCGAAUGAUUUACAAAAAACAUACCUAUUUUGUGAAGAAACAACCAUGGACUCAACGGGGAGAAAUAGACGGCUACCAUCGCGAAGAAAUCGAAACGUACAUUCAUUUAAUAGGUGCUCGUUUAUCCCAAUAUCAUCUCCCGCAGGACAAAAACUUUUAAAGUCCACAAAACAAACAGUAUCUGUGGAAUAUAUGUCCGAGAGGCAGGAACGUCUUGAUCGAUUUUGUUACACUCCCUUAAUCUUAAAGUCAAGUACCAAACAAAAAUUAUUCGAAAAGAAAACAAGCGCUAACCACACUCAUUGUACUUUUAAAAAAACCCACGAACAUAAUUUGCAUAUAUAUUCAUUUCCCCGCCGACAAUUUGGAAAACGAAGGGAUACAACUCAAAACUUUUUGUUUCUCAAUUCUCCGUUACUUAAGCAAUGCCGUCCAAUGUCAGUCAGAUUAAAAAAGAUUUCUGAACAUAAACUGGGAGAACAGAUGCCCAAUUCAAAUGCAAAACUUAACAUAAGACUAACUCGCAAUAAUUCGCUUAACUCUAAUUGGUCAAUUUCACCAGCUAGCGAGGAUAUUGUAGACACUAUUGAUUUAUGCUCAUCAGAUGAUGAGCAACAAGAGCAAACUAUUGUAUACCCGAAAACACUUGGCAGUGACUCACUUGCUAUAAUAUCACUUACGCCUAAUAACAGACUGUCCAGUAAAAUGGCGGAUGUCUUAAGCCGAAAAAAAUGCCAUUUGCAAUCACAAACGCAAGCGGAUAACUCCAUCAAACCACUGCAACAAUCUGUGUAUAUAUUUUCCAAUUACAAGGCUAAUUCAGUUUUAAGUCGCUGCGCGGCUGAUUCGAAAUUAAAUCCUUCAUUAGUUACUUCUUUAAAUUCACCAGAUACAUUUCCAGAUUCUCAUAUUCACCCAAAAGAAUGUAAUCAAGAGAACUGCAAUUUUUCAAAGAAUUUAGUAGCUGUGACUGAUUGGUACGCACACUCAACUACUUCCGAUAAGACGCCAAUUAACCAAACAGCUGAUAGUAAUACAUUUGAAUCACUUUCGGCAGCCCAACCUUACAACAGUAGUGCGCGAAUAAUUAUUGAUUUGACAACAUAAAAACUGUAAUCACUAAGUUAUUAAAGUAAAUUGUUAUUUUAAAAGUACAACACAAAUAAUCACUGAAAAGUAUUCCUCGAAACAUUAAAAUUUCAUCAAAA